UGCGGGAGUCCCAAGCAAGCAAGAAUGGCGCCGACCGAGCCUGGAGCGAAGAAAGCGGCUCUUUCCAAAGCUCCACGGAAGGGCGGCUUUGCUGGGCUUUCUCGCGCGCGCCUUGACAUCUCUUCAGGGGCCUUGAGGAAGGGCUGAGGCCGGAGCUCCCCGCUGCCCUUUCAUCGUGCGCUUCUCUGCGUGUGGUGGUUGCUGUGGGGGAAGGCUGGCUGGGUCGUGCGGAUCAUCGCUUGACGUUGCCGUCAGAUGGAGUGAUGAUGAACAUGCGUGGGCGAAAGUCGCCCUCGGUGGCCUUGGCUAAGCAGAUCCAAAGUGCGGUCGCUCAGCUGCCUUAGUUACCCCAGUGGCUCCUUCUCUCAUUUGGGGGUAGGAGGUGGAGAUGCUCGUAAUCAUUUUGCACAGGCCAUAUGGAAGAACAGUGGCAACAAGAACCCUAACCAACCUGCUGCCUCCUUGUACAGGCCUGGUUCCCUGAAUUUAAAUGUUAGCUUCGAAGUGCUGAGCAAGCCACUCUAGGAUGCUGCCACAUCAGUGUGCCCUAUGUAUACAAGUUGCUGGAACGUGCCAGCUGUUGCUAUGCAUCAGAUUUAGGUGCAUCCAUUCAACCUGCUGACUAUAGCUAGCGCAAUAUUGGCUGCCUGUCUUACUAGGGGGACUGAGUUUUACUAAUGUGUACAAUAUUUUUGAAAUCGUUAACAUGUGGGCUACUGAAGUGACAUGUCAUUCUGCUCUCCAUAGGAAACACAUUUUUUCUCCUUGGCUUGAAGAGGAUUUAAAAAAAUAAUGUAUCCAGUGCCUGGGUCUAUGCAUGGAGCAGGAGGAGACAAUGGACAUCCUAGAAAACUGAUCUCUUUCUUGUUUGUUUUUGGCAUUACCUUGUUAUGUGCUGGAUUUCUGCUUUCAAUGUUUGUUUUGCAGACAUGUCCAAGCGGAGCUUUUGGUGACUGUAAAGGAGCCCUGAAAAUCAUUGGGCCACUGCUAGCAGUUGUUGGACUAGUCUGCAUAAUUCUGGCACAAUCAAGAGCGAAGGGCUACCUCAGAGAGGUGCAGCUGCAAGAUGACCAGGUGUACGGGUUUGUCUUUUGCCGAGGAAACUGCCAGUUUGCGCAGUUCCUUGUCUUUGGCUUUUUGUUUUUGACGAGCGGGAUGCUUAUUAGUGUCCUUGGCAUUUGGAUUCCUGGCUGUAGCCCAGGGUGGCGCUACCAACAAUUUAACCAGAGCAAUAUGUCUGAUGUUGAACUCCAGGACUGUGGAUUUCACUCAGUUCAAACCAUGGGCCCUUUGAUUGUGCUGAUUGGGUUAUGUUUCUUUGUGAUUGCUCACAUUAAAAAGAAACAAACCUUAAAUCUCGUCCAAGAGUCUUCUGUAAAUGAAGAAGAGCAACUGAGUCCCGAAUCGUUUCAAGUCACAGUAGGUUUCCCCCCCAUAGGUGAUACUAUAAUGGUGUUCCCACCUCCACCACCACCUUAUUUCGCUGAGCCUCCGUUGCAAGCAAUCACCCCUAGCCUUGUGGCAAGUGAUUUGCCUUUAGGUGAAAAUCCUCCACCGUAUCACAGCACUUUUAACUGGGCACAGAAUGCUGAUGUAUCACGUCCAGUUGCCUGAAGAGAAACUAAGCUGCUGUAAACAAUGUAAGGAAGUGAUUCACCUUCUGAGACUUUAUCUGUUCUCUGUUUCCCCUCAGAACCACCUCAAAAAUACAAAGCAAAAGAAGGAGCUAUAAAUAAUAAUUGUCUUGUCUUCUCCCUGCAAUACCCAGUUUACUCAUUGCCAUCCACUUCAACUGUAAGAAAUGCUCAGAGCUAAAGCAAAAUGGAUAGGAGAGGAAAUGUAUAAAAUGAGGAGAAAAAACAAUAGGAAGAUAAGCUGGAAGAAGGAUACAUAAGCCUUAACACACCUGGGCUUCCUUAGUAGUCAGCAGCACAGAAAGUCCCAAAGGCAAAGCAACAGAGGAAACUGCAGCAGAAGCCCUGCCAAACCAAGACUUCCAUAACCAGCGAAGUCCACAGACAACCCAAGGCAAGGCAAACCACUGUGAGAAACUUCCAUAAAUGUAUCCAUGAUAAGGAAGAUCCCCAAACCUUAGUAGCUCUCCGUUUGGUACCUGUUGUAUAUGUGUAGAAUACUCAGCCACUAUCUGGACAAAAUUCUAAGGCACUAUGGGUAUGCACGAACCAAAAAACCCAGUUCAAAUUCAAACCAAACUGUGUUGCUCUGAACUGGUUUGGUCGAACCGGCCGGCUGGCCUGGUCCAUUUAUCGAACCAGUUCGGGUGGUUUGGGUGAUCAAUAUACUUGUAAAGGGGAAUCCGCUGAGGCAGCCAGCAGCCACACCGGCUGGGUAAGCAGCUUUUUACCUCUUUCGCUGCGCCACACAGCCACCCCUUACCAUGCCGAACCAGUUUGCCAGAACCGGGCCUGGUUCCGUUCAGUCACAGACCGAAUCAUCCCCAGUUUGGUCCGUGAUCAAACCUCCAAACCGGCCCCAGUUUGAGGCGAACCAGUUUGGCACGAACCGUCCAUGCACAUCCCUAUAAGGCACACACCAGUUGUAGGAAGGAGACAUUUUGAGUGGAUUUGUAUUACCGUUUUCCUUCUUUGGGGGCUGUUAACAAACUUGAAAGUAAAGCCAAUGGUAACCUGAGAAACCAGUGGAAACACUGAGUGUUUUGUGUUUGGGCAGACCUUCACAUUCCUACAUUGUGAAACUGUAAGUGUGAAAUUUAAAUGUAUUAAAUAUUGUAGUACAAAAACAGCG
Hemicordylus capensis (graceful crag lizard) is the source of this 2766-nucleotide messenger RNA. RefSeq names its product transmembrane protein 171 (gene TMEM171). Bases 793 to 1614 code for a protein of 273 amino acids. The transcript is spliced from 4 exons. Lineage: Eukaryota; Metazoa; Chordata; Lepidosauria; Squamata; Cordylidae. The record is from RefSeq and is a predicted model, not a curated record.